AUGAGAGCAGCUAGCUCGGUGCCCUGUAACGGCAAACCGGCAGGGGACAACCGAUCCAGCUGCUCUAGAGACCUACACGGAGGUGGAGGUGUUGUGGAUAAAGAUCUCAGGCAGUAUCUCAACCUGCGUUUCCAGAAGGGCUCUUUGGACCACGAGCUGCAACAAAUAAUUCGGGACAACCUCUAUCUUCGUACGGUACCCUGUACAACCAGACAGCCUAAAGAAGGAGAGGUUCCGGGAGUAGACUACAACUUUGUGACCGUUGAGCGGUUUGUGGAAUUGGAGAGAAGUGGAGCUUUGCUGGAAAGUGGAACUUAUGAAGAUAACUAUUACGGCACCCCGAAGCCCCCGGCAGAGCCCAGCCCACUGCUGCUGAAUGUAGCUGAGCAGCUGUUGCCAGGCGCUACACCCAGAUCACAGGGCAAACGCAGACGUAACAAGUCCGUCAGCAACAUGGAGAAGGCUGGCAUCGAGCCGCCUGAAGAGGAAGAGGAGGAGAGGCCCGUCAUCAACGGCAACGGAGUGGCCAUCACCCCAGAGUCCAGUGAACAUGAAGACAAGAGUACAGACGCCUCAGGAGAGAUGCCCACCACAUGCCCCUCCGAGACCUCCACAGAUGCCCCUAAAGAAGAGACAGAACCACCAAAAUCACCUCUCAAACUGGACGAGAAUGACGAGUUGGAUCCUCUGCCAGAUAACUGGGAGAUGGCGUACACUGAGAAAGGAGAAGUGUACUUUAUAGACCACAAUACGAAGACGACGUCCUGGUUGGACCCCCGGCUUGCGAAGAAAGCGAAGCCCCCUGAAGAAUGCAAAGAGAACGAGCUUCCUUAUGGCUGGGAGAAAAUCGAUGACCCUGUUUAUGGAACCUACUAUGUUGAUCACAUAAACCGAAGGACUCAGUUUGAGAAUCCAGUUCUAGAGGCCAAGAGAAGAUUGCAACAGCAGCAGCAGAUGCAGAGUCAGGGCUUGUCCUCUCUCCCCCUACCUACAGUCUACAGAGAGAAGCCUCUGUUCACGCGGGACCCCACGCAGCUGAAGGGCAGCUUUCUGUCUACAGCCCUACAGAAAAGCAACAUGGGAUUUGGCUUCACUAUCAUCGGUGGUGACGAACCAGAUGAGUUCUUACAGGUCAAAAGUGUCAUACCAGACGGGCCUGCUGCACAGGAUGGGAAAAUGGCUACAGGAGAUCUGAUUGGAUCUCUUACCAAAUCAAUGCCGGUGUAUUUGCAGGUCGUGGAAUGUUGGGAUCCUCACAGCAGUCCCACAACCAGUCUAUCUAUCCAUGCUCUCCCUCACAGCGCUCCAUAUCUGCACUGGCCCUCAGGUCCAGAGUUUGACCUGACCAAGCCUGACCCCUAUGACCUGUAUGAGAAGUCCAGGGCUAUCUAUGAGAAUAGGCAGCCAGGGCUUCCUCGAGGAGCUCUCCCAGCUGACCCUUCCGAGUUCCAGGAGGUGGAGGUGCACUUGCGCAGACAGAAGUCCGGUUUUGGCUUCAGGAUCCUGGGCGGAGAGGAACCAGGACAGCCUGUGAGUCCGGAGGCUCAGGAGAAGAUCCUGAUUGGUGCAAUCAUCGAGAAGAGCCCAGCAGAUAAAGACGGGCGUCUCCGGCCAGGAGAUGAGCUGAUGUCAGUCGAUGGGAUCCCUGUGGCUGGAAAACCCCACCGUUAUGUCAUUGACCUCAUGCACGGGGCGGCUCGGACUGGGCAGGUUAAACUCACUGUACGACGGAGAAUUCAGUCCACAGGUGAACACUGUCCAGAGAAUGGCCGCAGUCCUGGAUCGACCCAGCACAGUUCCCCGAGGAGUGACUUCAACUCCAGAAUGUUCUAUAACAACUCCACUCCCUUGCAAAACUCUGCCCCAUCCACCACAGGCUCCUCCCCACCAGACACUGUAGCCAAUCACAAUCUGCAGCCUAGUGAUGUCACCAUCCAGCGCAAGGAGAGCGAAGGGUUCGGAUUCGUUAUUAUCAGUUCACUGAACAGGCCUGAAUCUGCGGCUGCUGCUGCCGUACCCCAUAAGAUCGGCCGGAUCAUUGAGGGAAGUCCAGCAGACCACUGUGGGAAGCUCAGGGUUGGAGAUCGUAUUUUGGCCGUCAACAAUCAGUCUAUCGUCAACAUGCCACACGCCGACAUCGUCAAACUGAUCAAGGACGCGGGACUCAGCGUCACACUCAGGAUCAUCCCUCAGGAGGAGACAAACAGCACGCCUUCUGCAGGCAGCUCAGAGAAGCAGAGCCCUAUGGCCCAGCCCAGUCCAGUUUGCCAACCCAGCACUGUGAACCAGACGGGUGCUGCCCAUCCACCCAACUCCACCCCUCAACCCAAUUCUGCACCUCAGCCCGGCCCCAUAAUGCAGCCUAGUUCGGAAGCACAACCGAGCCCUGUCACUCAAGCCAGCCCAGCUAAUCAGCCCAGCUCAGUGACCCAACAGAACCCGCCCACCCAGCCAUCCGCAGUGCCAGUACAGAUCUACAGCCAUGACAGCAGCUACAGGUCAGAGGUGAAAGCAAGACAGGAUGUAAAACCUGAUAUUCGGCAGCCGUUCACUGAUUACCGGCAGCCCCCGGUGGACUACCGACACCCUCCUGUAGCAGACUACAGACAGCCACCAACGCUCGAUUAUAGACACCCCCCGCUGCUGGACUACAGACAGCUGUCCACUGACCCUCGCACCUUCCCCUUACCCGACUACAGGAUGCCACAGGAUUUUGAUUACUUCACGGUUGAUUUAGAAAAGGGUAUGAAAGGUUUUGGCUUUAGUAUCCGUGGAGGCCGCGAGUAUAAGAUGGACCUGUUUGUUCUACGAUUGGCUGAAGAUGGACCAGCAAUACGCAAUGGAAGAAUGAGGGUUGGUGAUCAGAUCAUUGAAAUAAAUGGGGAGAGCACGAGGGAUAUGACCCACGCUCGGGCCAUUGAACUCAUCAAAUCGGGUGGCCGUAGAGUUCGCCUGCUGCUCAAGAGAGGCACAGGGCAGGUCCCUGAGUAUGCAGAUAGUCCCGCCCCCUGGGAUGCUCACACUACAGCCUCCCCAAGUCUGUCGGAAGUAGCACCACCCCUCGACAGCUUACCUAAUCCAUCAGCUUCUUCUCAUAUGAACCCACCCACCGACCCACCUCAUACAUCGUCCUUGGAAGCAGUAGGUCCAGACUGUUCCCAGGGUCCUAGAGGCCCAGAGGAUAAGGCUCUGGAGCAGGCCAGUGUGGGGAAGAGGUCAGCCCUGGCAGGUGGAGUUGGGGGUGGGACCAAGCAGAGGGAGGGUAGCAGGACCAACCGUCGCUCUAGUGGAGGGAAGAGCCAGCAACAAGACCUUGAUGAACUUGUGGGAGAGCCCAAAUCCCACAAAAGCAGCCGGGCGAAGUCCAAGGAGUGCAGGAGGGAGCGGAGCAACACACCAUCUCGAAAGCGAGACUCGCCAAAAAAAACUUCUCCAAAUGACACCAACAUGAAUGGGGGAAAUGGAUGCCUAGAUGGUUGCAACAACCAACAUGGAGCUCUGGUGCCAUUCAAAGCCCUACCAAAGGAACCAGAGAAAGGGCAAAUGAGUCGUCCCCGCCACAACUCCAAGACCAGCAGCAGUGCAUCAGGCAGGAAGGCCACAGUAUCCCCUGGGCCAUGGAAGAUCCCUGGUUCGGACAAGCUACCCAGUACCCUGUGCUCAGCCACCUCCACCAUCAGCAGAUAACAUCUCAUCAGAAUCUCAGGCCCAAGUUUACACCUUACUUUUGGCCUUGACUUCUUUUGGCCAAGUUUUGGACCAAUCUUUGGCCAUGAACCGCCUUGCUUUGGGACUGGUUGGGCUUGGGCUUUUCUUGAUUGCUUUUCACAGGCUUGCUCUACUUGGAAGAGAUUGGUUUUAACCAUGACGAGGUACCACCCUCCCACAAUCCUCACUAAAGACCUUUCCAUGCAUUUCUAGACAGAGCAUUUUUUAUUUAUAUAAGUUAUUUUAACAGAUAUGACACCCACCACCUUAAGAACUGGAAGCAUUCACUCCAAAAAUGGAACCACGGUGGAAUGAGUGAUGCAUGUUGCGUGCAAAAAGAAUCCCAGACUUGUUUAAACUUGGGGAAAAGCACUCAAGAUUCAGAGAUGUACAUGCAUAGAGAACCACUAACUCUUGAACCACCACUGGUGGCUACAGCAAUUUUUAUACGCUUUCAUUAAAAAAUGAAGAAUACUGAAGGAGUUGCCUGAUAUAUAGUUUUUGUGUAUUUGAAGAAUGAAUAUGAUUAAAAAGAUUCUUUAUGAGCGGACACUCGACUAUGGAACUCUGCCUUAAAGACUGACCUGCAGAUGUCUGUAUAAGGGUCGGUAAAAUGAAUAUAGAAAUAGGUAUAUUAUAUGAUUGCAUAUAUGUGAGACAUAUUGUAAAUAUGGUCUUUACACACCAUUGUGAGCCCAUACUGGAGUAUUGAUAUCAUACACAGUGUAAGAGUGUAAUCUAGAAUUCAUUCCUACUCCACUUUAAGGUGCGUUCCCACUGACAGCGAUAUAAACUUGAGUGGUUGCUAAUCGGUGUUACUACUCAACUUCAGUAUAGAACUGUAACAGGAAACAGAUCACAUGACCUUCACUGUCUACACUGACAUCGGUAGUUGAAGCCUCAAGUUCAAGAUCAACGGCAACGGCAACGGUCGAUUGUGUCUCUUAAAAUCGCAAACUCUCAUUGAUGAUUUAUGACUACCAGUUGCUGCAAAUCGCUGUCAGUGUGAGUACCCAAUUUCUGAAGGAGCCACUGAGCUUUGACCUUCUCCUGACUCUCAAUCUAUUCUCCCUUUACGUGAGUACACGAACAAAGCAAUUUGAGUCUGAUGGUUUGGAUGAAAUAUAGAAUGGUUUGAUUAGGGCAGAGUGCCUUAUGACAGAGGUGUCCAAUCCUGCUCCUGAAGAGCCACUAUCCUGUAGAGCUUAGCUCCAAUACUAAUUAGACACAUCUGAACCAGCUAAUCAAAAUAUUGAGGAUUGCUAGAAACGUCCAGGCAAGUGUGUUGGGGCAGGUUGGAGAUACACUCUGCAGUACAUUGGCCCUCAAGGAGCAGGAGUAGACACCCCUGCCUUAUGCAGACCACUUGAUGCUUUAUUUGAGCUCUAAAUCCUAGGCAACGACAUCAAGACAAAAAGAAACCGUAGGCUGCUAUUAAUUCAUUGGACUACUUGUUCCGUAGAUACUGUGCAACAGUAAUGCCAGAACUGAAUGUGUAUGUCAUCACAUCCCUCUCUCUGAAUGCUGAUUGGUGACUAGAGAGGCCGGUUUUUGUCCACAGUAUAGAUAUAUCAAUAUAAUAUUCAAAGCUAUUUUCGUACAUAGAUAGAAAUAGAGGUGAGAGUCUUCUAAAAGAAGUGCAGAUAUUUAUUAAUGAUAUCUCUGACAGGAGUUCAAAUGUUUGUUGAGCACUUUGUCUUUAAGUAGACAUGUAUACAUAUAAAAUGCAGUACUGGAAAGAGUAUAUGCUGUGCAUCCAUGAUAUUCAUUGAAUAUUUCUGAGAAAGUUAAUUCUCAAAAUCCUGCUAUGAAAAUUAGUUUACUAGCAUAUCCCCAUAUAAAAGGUUGUGUGUUGGUAAGUCUCUAUCACAUGGAUCAUGUCAGGGCUUCAAGCAAAUUGUGAAAGUACAUGAAA
Sinocyclocheilus grahami is the source of this 5623-nucleotide messenger RNA. RefSeq names its product membrane-associated guanylate kinase, WW and PDZ domain-containing protein 2-like. The transcript is spliced from 21 exons. NCBI's taxonomy places the organism in Eukaryota, Metazoa, Chordata, Actinopteri, Cypriniformes, Cyprinidae. The record is from RefSeq and is a predicted model, not a curated record. Gene Ontology annotation, cellular component: cytoplasm; dendrite; cell-cell junction. The coding region runs from base 1 to 3687 and encodes 1228 amino acids. Gene Ontology annotation, molecular function: type II activin receptor binding; signaling receptor complex adaptor activity; beta-1 adrenergic receptor binding. Gene Ontology annotation, biological process: signal transduction; receptor clustering.